UGUUUUUGCCGAAACGCAUCGGAAUCUUCCCGAGUUGAUUCCGAACACAUGCCCGCGCGGGUCGAGCCAUGGCGCGCCAUAUAACAAGAUCGCACACAGUGUCGGAGCUCCUAGGCGCCCAUGCCGCCUUUACAGAUCCCAUCUCUUUCACGGAGCGACAGCUCCCCGUUUCCCUCUCCCCAACGCCACCACCUCCUACUGCCAUACUCCUCGCCUACUCCCUUGGCAGCCUCUUCUUGAUUCUCGCCGCCUUGAACAUCCUCUGCACAUCCGUCACACGAGAUGUACGCACCACACGAUAUUACCUGAUGAUACUGGCGUGCGGGGAUAUGGGUCACAUGUGGGCGAACUACAUAGGCAUGGGCAGCGAGGUGUUUUGGAAUUUCGAUAGCUAUAACGAGGUUAUGAUGGGGAAUGUGGCAAUUACAGUCGUGCUUUGGACAAUGAGAGUUUUGACGCUGAGUGGAGCGUUUGGGCGGAUAGGCAGGUAGCUGAAGGGGACCAGGGUAGGUUGAGCGAAACUAUAUUGUGGAAGGUCUAUAUAAGUUAUGAAUCCAGAUUAAGUCAUGAAGAAGCUGUAACAGAUUCAACUAUGAAAAUCAAGUACUUGUAAAGAAACCAGACGCCUGUUGUUCUUCAAUUCCAGAGAUUAAUGAAAGAAGAUACACUUUUA
Messenger RNA from Alternaria alternata, 673 nucleotides. RefSeq lists its product as hypothetical. Lineage: Eukaryota; Fungi; Ascomycota; Dothideomycetes; Pleosporales; Pleosporaceae. The transcript has 2 exons. The coding region runs from base 69 to 491 and encodes 140 amino acids. The record is from RefSeq and is a predicted model, not a curated record.